Molecule: messenger RNA, 3055 nt
Organism: Amphibalanus amphitrite
Lineage: Eukaryota; Metazoa; Arthropoda; Thecostraca; Balanomorpha; Balanidae
Product: ribonucleases P/MRP protein subunit POP1-like
Exons: 8
Coding region: 179-2875 (898 amino acids)
Biological process (GO): tRNA 5'-leader removal
Cellular component (GO): ribonuclease MRP complex; nucleolar ribonuclease P complex
Source: RefSeq, a predicted model, not a curated record
CGCCGGUCUGAUGAGAACAUGCUUCUGAACUUUUAUUUUUCAAAAAUAGAGUUUGCAGGACAAGGAAUCCAGAAACUUUGAUCUUUGGUGACCCACCUAGUUGCACUUGGUGGGUCACCUGUCUCCAAGCAAUAUGCAAUAUGCAUGGAUCCAUUACACUGAUUAGUGAUUAUCCAUUAUGAUCGAGCACCCAUUCUUCCCAUGGCCUCUGGUACUCCAUGAUCUAAGGGGUAUCAAAAUGGCUGAAGGUCCUGCCCCAGAGCCAGUGCUUACUGGCAAAAACAUCAGCUUUCUGGAGCUCACUUCAGAAAGAGCAACUGAGAUUCAGCGACUUACAGAUGCUAUUGAUAACCCGAACCGAACCAAGAUGGUGUACCAGCGUCUGCCGAGGCACAUGCAGCGACGCGCCAUGAGCCACGACCCCAAACGUCUGCCGGUCAGGGCGCGCCAGGCCUUCACCGAACAGCGCGACUUGACGCAGAUGAAGGUCUCAAAGCGGCCCAGUCGGCGGCACCGGCGGCGCCCCAGCAACCUUCUGCUCGAGUACAACCGGCGGCAGCGCGAGCACCUCUGGCUGGAGACGCACAUCUGGCACGCGCGCCGGUUCCACAUGGUACACCGCUGGGGCUUCAAGCUGCCGGAGAGCGCUACUGAUAAGGGAUUCCGGGCGGCGUACCGCGCCACGGCGCACCACUGCCUGGUACAGGACGUGUCCUACCUGUGUCAACUGGAGCUGUCCGGCCCUCAGUCGGCCCUGCUGUCAGCUCUAACCUCUCUAUCGGCCGGAGGUGCCGGCUCGGCGCGCCUCCUCUCCGGCCGUCACCAGGGCCGGCUACUACUGCGCUCAUCCGACCCUCCCCACCGACCGCUGGCGCCCGUCUCCAUACUGUGGGGACCGGCGGACGGUGCGCCGCGCCGGGCCCUCUGGCUGUGGGUCCACCCGGCGGGCUAUGACGCGGUGAGAGACGCGCUGGUGGCGGCUAUUGGAGCCUCAGGAGAGCCGGAGGAGGUGGAAGUGGAACAGAUGGGACCGGGAGAGGAUGGUGGACAUGAGGGAGGCGAUGCUGCAGCGGCAGAGGAAGGCGAUAAAGGAGACGGUGCUGGAGACAAAGGCGGCAAAGACGAAGUUGAAGGUGAAGAACCCAUGGAGUGCGAUGAUGCUACGCCAGCCGGUGAUGUAAAAACCCCGGCAGCCAAACCCACCUCAAGUGCAGCAGCGGCAGAUACGGCCUACAAGAAGAAAAACGUCGACCAGAUCAAGCUUGCUCCUCGACGCUUGCAUAUCCUUCGUCGAUGGACUGCGAAGCCGAAGACCACCACCGGCAGAGCCGACAUUCCUGCGGGCACAACUGACACCGACACUGCUGCAGACAAUAAAGACACCACCACCACCACUAGUACCCCUGUACAUCUGACCGAGCUGAAGGGCCGCAUGGUUCGGUUCCGUCUCAGCGGGCCCGGCUCUCAGGCGGUCCUCCAGUCCUGUCUUCGUGUGGCCGCCGACCCACCGCCGGCCUGGGACACUGCCGAGCGGCUGGAGGCCCAGCGGCGGCUCUGGAAGGCUGUUGGAGAGGCCACCUCUCCGGGAGAGCUGCCCCCGGGGUGUGUGAUGGGGCUGACGGUGGAUGAUCCCAGGAGGCACCUUCCGCAGCAGCGCACCAAGGCCAUUCAGCGGCCCGAAGAGCUGUCGGACGAGCCCGUGGCGGAGCUGCCGGCGGGCUCCGAGCUCUCUCCUCUCUGGGACGAGUCGGUCCGACACCAGGUCACCACCACCAAACUCUCCGACAACCUUCUGAACCGAGCGCGCGGCCACCUGCUGGUACCGGGCGCCACAGCCGAGUCACUACGCCUACCGCCCGUGCCGGUCAUUCUCCUGCAGAAUCACCGCUGCCCCGGCUGGGACCUUCUGCUGCCGCCAGGCUGGGGUAUGGCCUUCUGGGUAGCCCUGCAGUACUCAGGUGCUCGAGCCGGCGGGCUCCGGGAGACAGAGCGGAUGGCGCUAGAGACUGGUGAGCUGCGCUUCCCGGCAGAGUACCCCGACUCGGCUGCAGGGAGAGAGUGGGAGAGAGAGGACAGACAGAGGAGGAGAGAGGAGUACUUCAAGAGACCGCCGGCCAAGAGGCCCAACUUUGUGAAGCUGGGUGUGCCGGAUCCGUUCAGUUGCUGGUGGAGUCGCCUGGUGACGCGGCUGUGCCCGGUUGAGGGUGGGACAGCGGCCGCGGACUCUGACACUCCUAUGGUCUGUCGGGACCCGGCCACGCUGCGGCUGCUCUCCGCCGCUCUGACGGCUGGCUCCGGCCGUCCGGCUGCCCUCCCGGCCGGCAGCGGUCGUCUCCUAGUCGCCGUCCGGGCCCGAGCCACCGGCCGCGGCGUGCCCCGUUCCGGCGCUCUGCUCUGCCUCCCCUCACCUGAAGACAACCCGUCAGCGGGCGCGGCGGCCGGCGCUGUGAGGCCGCUUACCGAACCGCCGGCGGAGGACCCCGCGGAGGAACGCCGCGAUAAACUGCGGACCGCCUGGCUGAAGAAGCAGGUUACAGAGAAGAGGAAACGCCACCGGUGCCGACGGCGCCAGCAGGCGGACCAGGCGCGCCAGGCGGCGGCGCGCCUGGCGGAGCAGCGGCAGGGACAGAGGACAGAGAUGGAGCGGCUCAGCCUGCCGCCGGCAGACCUGCAGCCGCACAAACAGCUGAUCGGUCACGUGACCUCUGGCGACUUCUGUCUGUCGGAGGCGGUCGGCCGGGGCACGGGGUUCGUCGUGUUGGAGGGUCUGCUGCGACUCCUUGACAUCGGCGGCGGGCCGCGGCUGCUCUUCAGAAACAUCGACACAGACACGUACCGCUGGUGUACUCUGACGCUGAUCACAGAGCCGUGCUGACGAGGGCGACGUCAGUGAUGAGUCAGUGAUGUGGGUGAUGUUGCUAUUGAGUGGUGACGGCAUCAGUCAGAAGUGCUGGGACUUGUGGUGGCGCAGAUAUGGAUGUUUCGCUCAGAUUCCGAGGCAUAAAAUUUUCGACAAAUGUAUUUGAUUGAAAUAAAAAGAAACAUACCUUUUUGA